This is a messenger RNA of Pelagomonas calceolata, 1316 nucleotides long. The record is from the annotation of a GenBank genome assembly. NCBI's taxonomy places the organism in Eukaryota, Pelagophyceae, Pelagomonadales, Pelagomonadaceae.
GGCCUGUGCUGUGCCGAGCGCACAGCGUGCUUUUGCUGCCGCUUUGCGCGUCGUCAGCCCACGGGCCGCCGCACGCAUUGUCGGGCAGCCUCAAGAAGCCGCGGAGAGCAGCCAUGCGACGCGUAAACCCCAUCUAGACCAUGAAGCACUGCCUGCUCCUCGCGGCGGCGGCGUACGCCUACAACGCGUCGACGCCGCCGACGAAGAUUAUAAAAUCGAACUGCACGCUCCAGCGCUUCCCGCCGAUCUACGCGAAUCGCGUGCACUUUUUUUCCUUUGUGGCGGCGGACCUGUACCACCUGCUCGGGCAUGCGUUAAGGUACUACCGCCACCUCGGUCUAGAUCUGAAGAACCAGGGGCGAAUAUUUGUACACAACGCGAGCGGCCCGGUAGCGCUCGAGAAGACGUUGGUGUAUUUGCGGCGGUACGAGAUAACCUACCGUGUCUCGAACGAGUGGUCCAGUCAGACGAAGCGCGAGGCAGCCAACCAAUUCCUCCUGAGCCUGCCGAACGACGCCUGGCUCGUCUACCCCGAUCUGGACGAGUUCUUCGCCUUUCCCUGCGAAGUGUUGAAUAUUAUGGACCAGGGAGGGCUCCUGAGCGGCCAGAUGGUCGACCGCGUCGCAUACGAUUGGCACCUCAACAGUCUGAGGCCGCUUCCAAGAGCAGCAAAGAUGAACAAUCGCUCAUCCAUAGACUACCAGUUCCCGCGGUCGUGUCGACUCACUGGCGGUUUGCUCGAUACGAACGUUAAUAAAUACACGCUCGUGCCGGCCGUCGACGCGGCAGGAAAGAGGUUGCGGUACAUCAACGCCCACUCCGUCGCCUGUGGCACGCAACGACGUAACCUACGCCACGUCCACGCGCAGCGCGCCAACGAUUGUCAUGGGGUUACGAUCUACCGGGGACCCGCCGUCGCGCACUACGGCUUCACGAAGAUCACGAUCCCCGUCCUGGAACGGAAGCUCGCCACAUAUAAAGCUUUGGCGCGUACUUCCGGCGAACUCCGCCACCGCGACGCCGUCGAGCACUACCGGAAGCUCCGGGACUCGUUCGAGUACUGUCCUUUGACGAAGUCGUUCCAGUUCACUCGAAAAGCGCGGCGGCUCCUUCAACGAAGGCGGUACUGCGACCCGCUUCCACCCCAUCUUGAGCGGGACUACGCGCCGUCUCGAUUUUGUUUCGAGCCGACGAAGGCGCCCCGGCCGCGGCCGACGCCGCGGCCCUCUGUCAUGCGGAAGGCGAAGGCGCCUCGAGUCUUGGGGCGUCCGGACGACGACGACCCGCCCGACGACUAACGUUUUGUGUUGACUCUA